CUUCUCGUUCUCUCCUUCCCCCCUACCUCUCUCCCAUCCCGCGCGAGCGCAUCCCCCUCUCCUUCACCUCUCCUCUCUUCUCCCUCUCUAAGCUCGGAUCCCUAUCGACGGCGGCAGCGGCGGCGUCGUCUCGGGCGGAGGAGCUCUCGGCGACGGCGGAGGAGUGGCUGAGGAAGCUCUCGGCAGCGGCAUCUAGGGUUCCGGCGGAGCCGCGACGACCACGCCGUGUGGCUCGCCGAGAAUCCUCUCUAGCACGCCCAGCUCUCCCUUGACGUCACCGAUCAGGUCCCCAUCUUUCCUUUAUUCCUCAUCCUCUUCCUCAUCUCGCGAGAUCGAAGGGGGAAUCGAAGAUAAAGGGAGGGAGCGGAGGGAGCUUCUUCUGCCAUGGAAGCCCCGCCUCAGCUCCUCCACUGCGGCGUCGACCCUUUCCGGCGAUCGUCGGCGCUCGAUCUCCGCGCUUUGCGCGGGAAGUUUCGCCCCCGCCCGUUCCUCGCAAGGUCCAAGGGACGGGGACUCGGCGUCUUCGCCAUCGCCACCGAGCCGAAGCCCGGUAGCGCCGAGCCCUCUUCUCGUGUCUCCAUCAAUGGAGCUGCUAAUAGAUUUGGGAAGAUGUCGGAGGAGAUUAAGAAGAAUGAAGUUGCAAGAGCCAUCGAAUUGAGGGAGAUAGUCAUGUCUUUGGGUCCAGCCUACAUCAAACUCGGGCAAGCACUUAGUAUUCGACCAGACAUAUUAUCUCCUGCGGCAAUGACUGAACUACAGAAGCUAUGUGAUAAGGAGAAGGAGUAGGUGUCACAACCAUACCCACGAUGUCUAAAGGAGCGACACCCACAGCCAUCUGUGUAGCACGAGCAGCAACCAUCCUCGCAGCCGGCUAAGUGGUCGCUAUCGUAAUCUCGGGUUGCACUCUAGCAGCCACUAUAGUAGCCGUGGCCAUAGCCACUCCGUUUUGCCAUCUCUGCGAAGGUGUCCAUGGUAGCUCUAGUGCCCUAUGCAAGAAAUAGGGACUGCAAAGUAGCAGCUGAAUCAACUCUAUAGGCCCAGCAAGUGCCGUAACUUGGCCUAUUAUGGCCACCACCUGGUCAAUGAGCAGUAUAUAUGGUGAAUAUCACCUUGCCGCUUGAUACCUACCUGAUAAUUAAUUCGCCACCACUCCUUGGCAGAAGCACGAGUCCGAGCCAUAACCAUAGCACAAAUAUAGAGUAAUAAAAUAACCAUAUACCUCGAGACUAAUAAGACUCGGCCAAAACAAUAGAGACUUAAUCCCAACCACCCUACCUUCUCAUGUCCCUAUAAGCCUUAGGUCUUUCUAUGGUCAGCCUAGCUUGCGGUUUAGUUAGAUGCCUGUGAGUGAAAUAAUGGUUGUUGCCGCUAUGGUACCAUCUUAAUCUAUCAUGCCCCGGAGCCUUUUUUCUACAACUUUUUAUAUUAAAGGUGCCGUUUGAAAACCAAAGUUUGUAAAAAAUUCUAUUUUUUUAACUUGUCUUGCACGCAGAGCGCACAAAUCCACCACAAAUAUAGAGUUUUCUCUGUCCACGCGAACAGAGUCUUUCCUAUAUCUACACAACGUGCUAGCCACUGUUUAAAAAAGCGCGCCUAGGCGCUGCGCCUAGGCGCCUAGGCGCUGCGCCUAGGCGCCUAGGCUCUAGGCGCACAGGCCAGCGCCUAGAGUAGCUCUAGGCGGGCGCCAUGACUCAGGCGCGCGCCUAGGCUGCCUAGGCGCGCGCCUGGGCCUAGGCGCAAGGCCCCCUCAAGGCGCGCCUAGAUAAUAUUUACAGUAACGGGUUUGGAUCCAGAUUUUAUUGGUCUAACGGGUUGAAAUAUCUAAAAUAAACCCAAUACCCUAAACUAAACCCUAAAUA
Molecule: messenger RNA, 1859 nt
Organism: Ananas comosus (pineapple)
Lineage: Eukaryota; Viridiplantae; Streptophyta; Magnoliopsida; Poales; Bromeliaceae
Exons: 4
Coding region: 385-786 (133 amino acids)
Cellular component (GO): chloroplast
Source: RefSeq, a predicted model, not a curated record